AUGUGUCUUGUUUAAAUGCUUGAAUUUCUGCACAGCCUGAUCCAAGAAGUAUACUUAGAGAUGCCGAGCAACGAGUACACGCUUCGAUGUUGUCUAAAGUGCGGCGACUUAAUCAAGGAAAUUCCCAUCAAGUGCGUUGGCACUUGCGACAGUGUCUGCCAUGUUCGCUGCUCUGGUCUUACAGAGCAACAGCUUCACAAUAUGGAAAACAUCGGCUGGCGCUGUAAUAGUUGCAUCGAGGAAAGUCAAAGAAAGCACUCUCUAAAGCUGGAGUCUUUGGUCAAGCAGCAUGAGAAGCGUUUGGAAGUCCUGGAGCAGGGCAUGAGUAGCACAUUAAAUAACUCUCGUGGGACGCCAAUUUUGUGUCCAUUUCUGCCACACUGCCACAUCAGUCGGAAGGCCAUCAUAAUAACGGCCAUAAUCAUGGGAUUAACCAUGGUAAUCGGGGCCAUACUGGCAGUCAUAUUUGGCAUGACGGCAUUGAAAAUGUCACUGCAGGUAAUCAGUGUAGACGGCUGGGGUGGACGACAGUCAAGGAAUGUUUUGACUCCUCUCAACUUACCCGUGCAUCGAGUGAUUAUUUCACACACCGCCGCCGAAGGAUGUGAAUCCGAGGAUAUUUGUGCCGCUCGAGUUCGUUUGGUGCAAAAUUUUCACAUGGAUGGUUAUCAAUGGGAUCAAAUUGGCUACAAUUUCCUAAUUGGUGGCGAUGGAUUGGUGUAUGAGGGCCGCGGCUGGGAUUCUCGGGGAAGUCAUACCAUGGGCUACAAUAUCGAUAGCAUUGGCAUCGCUUUUAUGGGCACCUUCACCAAGAUCUCUCCUACGGAGCGGCAGCUGGUAGCUUGCCAACUCCUGCUUGAGGAGGGCGAGCGCCUCAAGAAACUAGUGUCGGACUACAGACUGUAUGGACAUCGACAGCUGAGUGCCACUGAGAGUCCGGGUGAUAUACUUUAUGGCAUCAUACAGAAAUGGCCACACUGGACUAAUCGUACUCUAUAGUUUAAGCUUGUAAAUGCUAUUUUAGGUAUCUUUUUUAAUUAAUAAAAAUUAUGACAAUAAAAGAAUUUCUU
Molecule: messenger RNA, 1070 nt
Organism: Drosophila albomicans
Lineage: Eukaryota; Metazoa; Arthropoda; Insecta; Diptera; Drosophilidae
Product: peptidoglycan-recognition protein LF-like
Exons: 5
Coding region: 16-999 (327 amino acids)
Biological process (GO): peptidoglycan catabolic process
Molecular function (GO): N-acetylmuramoyl-L-alanine amidase activity; zinc ion binding
Source: RefSeq, a predicted model, not a curated record